AUGGUCUGGGAGAUACAAAUGAUCAGGCACCCUCAGCCGGUCAGCAACAAAUACGACAUGCUUCUCGAUCUUGGCCGGGGAGGGGGCGGCUUUAACGCAGGCAUCGCCGUUGUCACGCGCAGAUCAGACAAGCUAAUUUGUAUCCGCAAGCGACUCGUCCUCGGCCAGCUAUCGACGCCUCACCACUGGAAUAGAGAGGCAGACACCAUGCGCAAACUGCGAGGACAUCGGAACAUCUGCAGCUUCAUCGAAGCCAAUAUCGGGACAGAGAGUGGGGAGUUAUACGUCGAGUACUGCAAGAUGGGCACCCUCCACGAUUUCUUGCUGUACAUGAAAAGCAGGCUGCUGGUUGUACCCGAAAGGUUUGUAUGGCAAGUGCUGUUUGACUUGACCUCAGCGUUGUGCUGGAUGCAUGAUGGCAUUAAGACUGCAGCAGCUAUCGACCAAACGAGGGUGCAGACGUGCCCCAACAGCAUAUAUCCAAUGGUCAAGUUAGGAGAUUUCGGCCUUGCAAUCCGCAAGAAGGACUUCAAUAACUUGAGUCCCACCAGUAAAGCAGUGUGCGCUCCAGGUUGGUUCCCCCCAGAGUAUCCUCUAUGUGGAGAACGCAGCGACGUUUACCGCACUGCGGCGAUAGCCCAGUUGAUGUGCUUGCCCACCUGGGCCUUUGGUAUUGGCGCACAAGUAUCACCAUAUUACAGUCAAGGUCUGCGUAUUUGUAUCCAGACAGGAAUGCUCAGAAACAUCCACAAGCGUCCAUUCGCUCUGGAUUUUCAGAGGCUCAUCUCUAGAGAAUACACUCGACCGGAGGGCUUUCCGGUUCCCAAUGAUGCGUUCAGAGUCCUUCAAUUUUAG
Messenger RNA from Histoplasma mississippiense, 855 nucleotides. RefSeq lists its product with no specific name. The record is from RefSeq and is a predicted model, not a curated record. The transcript has 2 exons. Gene Ontology annotation, molecular function: protein kinase activity; ATP binding. Gene Ontology annotation, biological process: protein phosphorylation. The coding region runs from base 1 to 855 and encodes 284 amino acids. Lineage: Eukaryota; Fungi; Ascomycota; Eurotiomycetes; Onygenales; Ajellomycetaceae.